Molecule: messenger RNA, 1566 nt
Organism: Dipodomys ordii (Ord's kangaroo rat)
Lineage: Eukaryota; Metazoa; Chordata; Mammalia; Rodentia; Heteromyidae
Gene: Agbl4
Product: ATP/GTP binding protein-like 4
Exons: 12
Coding region: 1-1566 (521 amino acids)
Biological process (GO): proteolysis
Molecular function (GO): zinc ion binding; metallocarboxypeptidase activity
Source: RefSeq, a predicted model, not a curated record
AUGGGAAAUGAUGAUUCCAUUGGAGGAAAUGUAAACAAAUAUAUGGUACUUCCAAAUGGUUACUGUGGACAAGCCAAGAAAGGUCAUCUUGUCUUUGAUGCAUGCUUUGAAAGUGGUAACCUUGGCCGGGUGGACCAGGUCUCUGAAUUUGAAUAUGAUCUAUUCAUUAGGCCUGAUACCUGUAACCCACGCUUUCGAGUCUGGUUCAACUUUACUGUGGAAAAUGUGAAAGAAUCACAGAGGGUCAUUUUCAACAUUGUUAACUUCAGUAAAACAAAGAGUCUUUAUAGAGAUGGGAUGGCCCCUAUGGUGAAAUCUACCAGCAGACCAAAAUGGCAAAGGCUGCCACCUAAAAAUGUGUACUACUACCGCUGUCCAGACCAUCGGAAGAACUAUGUGAUGUCCUUUGCAUUCUGUUUUGACCGAGAAGAAGAUAUUUACCAAUUUGCUUACUGCUACCCGUAUACGUACACUCGCUUCCAGCAUUACCUUGACAGCCUCCAAAAGAGAAACCUGGACUAUUUCUUUCGGGAGCAGCUGGGCCAGAGCGUGCAACAGCGGCAGCUUGACCUCCUGACAAUAACCAGCCCUGAUAAUCUCCGGGAAGGGGCAGAGCAGAAGGUGGUAUUUAUCACAGGACGAGUCCACCCAGGGGAGACUCCUUCUUCCUUUGUAUGCCAAGGGAUCAUUGACUUCCUUGUGAGCCAGCACCCGGUUGCCCGUGCUCUUCGAGAACACCUGGUCUUCAAGAUUGCACCAAUGCUCAACCCUGAUGGAGUCUACCUGGGCAAUUACAGGCCAGCCUCUCCCAGAGCCACCCUGUGGUCUACAGCAUUGUUUCCAGGGUUUGAUGGGACUUGCCAGGGUCUUACUGUGGGUGGGGGAGAAUUCAGAGUGCAAAAAACAAGUUUGGAAUUCUAUAUUGACAUCCACGCCCACUCCACCAUGAUGAAUGGCUUCAUGUAUGGCAAUAUCUUUGAGGAUGAGGAACGGUUCCAAAGGCAGGCUAUUUUCCCCAAGCUCCUUUGCCAGAAUGCUGAGGACUUCUCCUAUUCAAGCACGUCCUUCAACCGGGAUGCAGUGAAGGCAGGGACUGGCCGACGCUUCCUCGGUGGGCUCCUGGACCACACUUCCUACUGUUAUACCCUAGAGGUCUCCUUCUACAGCUACAUCAUAGGGGGCACCACAGCUGCUGUGCCCUACACUGAAGAAGCCUAUAUGAAGCUGGGACGGAAUGUGGCGAGGACGUUCAUGGAUUAUUACCGCCUGAACCCCCUAGUCGAGAAGAUGACCGUCCCCGUACCUAGACUGCGGUUCAAUGAGGAGAAAAAGCUGGGAAGUGAGCAUCCAUCUUGUCUGAGGGCUGGACAACAGCCCAACUCACUGAGUGUUCCCAUGUCUGCUGGUGGACAGUCCAGUGAGUCCACUGACAUCCCAUGGCAUCUGGAAUGUUCUAAAACUGCCGUACCUCUGGGCCUCGUCUCCUGUUCCUCUAGUAGUUCAGCUUCCUGGAAUGACACAACAAUGUCCAACUCCCUGUUCCUGCCAGACCAUUCUUUCCACUAA